CUUUUUACCGCAACAGCACUAACCUCUUAGGACCACUCGAGGAUGCGCAGGGCACGCAAGAGGGACGUGAACGCUGAUCAGGGCUUCUUGUGUGGAGCCUUUCCCCCAGCCAGGGGACCUUAAGAUAGCGAUGUUCGUUUUUAGGCCUGGCUGACGAAAUGGCGUGUAGGGGCUUUGGAGGUCCUGGCUUUGCUCUUCCACCGUUUCUCUUUGCUCUGUCUACAACUACGGAGUCUGCAACCUUCUCUACGACACGAUUCCCGGACGCUGGAUAGUCUGGAGUAGCAGCGAGGACAGGUGUUGAACCGGGCCAGGAAGAAGCGGAUAUUCAAGACCCGGCAAUCCGACAGCCUCAGACCCAAUUAUUACCUAUCCGAGAUCAAAACCACAGGGUCCUCUACCUCGUAUCCCAUAUACACAUCUGCAUUUCCAUUUUCGCCGAAAGGAGGAAGCAAGAUGGAGCGUCCUCGAUCGUCUCCUCGUCCGGUGUCAUCCGCAAGCUCUCAAUCCAGCUUCGAAUCGAGAUACAAAAGUCCUCUGAGCACCAGCUCUUCAGUCGACUACGAAUCCAGUCGGACGAGCGAGGACUCUUCAUUGUUCGAUGCCGACGCCGGAAGUGUGUCCUUCGUGUCGCCGACAUCGACCCCUCAUACUCUAUAUAAAGACGGAAAGCGUUCAUUCACGGAGCCUAUCGUUCCUGUGCGCAGGCAUGGGGCAGGUGGUAUAGAAAGGAGCACGUUGAUCACACCACAGAGAUUAUCUAGGGCUCCAUCAAGUCCAGUCACCCGAGACUUCGGGAUGAUGCUUCAAAUACCAAGGGCACCCGGAGAGAGCUUCAAAAGGUUGCCGGAAGAGAUAUUGCUGGUUAUACUGGGAGAGUUGAAGAAGUCGCACUUGGCAGUGGGCAGUACGAGCUGUGCCACUUGCUGGAUGAGGGAUUUAGCCAACUUGGGUCUGUCCUCGCGGAAAUGGUGGUGUGCUGCGAGGUGUAUGCUGUACGAGGAUAUUCAACUAAACGGUGUUGAUUCGGUCCACCACACCAGGAAGUUUAAGAUAAAGUACGGGGUUAGGCUCAAGCUUCUCAGGCGGACUUUACGCGCUCGGCCAGAGCUUGCGGAAUACGUCAAAUCAUUGAAAGUGCCAUCAAUGCCGGAUGGAGCCAAAGGAAAGAAGGAGCAGGAAGAGUAUCUCGAUCUGGUUGCCUCUGUGAUAAUGGCAUGCCCAAAUCUGGAACGUCUGCCAGGCUUCUAUCCAGCAUACAACCACACGUUCUCCCGUCUUGUCCAUGCUUUAUCAACAAGACAAAAACUAAAGGAGGCGGUGUGGGUAAUAAGCUCAAGUCCUUCUCAACGUCAGCAUCGAUACACAUCCACGGACGAUGCCCAAUAUUUUCCUUCUAUCAUGGCACCAGCUCGUCUUCUUCCAGAGCAGUGCGUCGACUUCCUGACCUACCAUUCAAAUUGGACACACCUUAAAACCCUCUUCCUCCACUGUAAUCCAGGUGGGAACAUCGACUCCCUACUGUUUGCCGACGUAUGCAAUCUUCUUCCAUCACUUGAGAAUUUACAUGUUUCCUCUUUUCCAACUCCAGCUUUUAACGACUCAACCCUAACCUCCCUUCCGCCUCUCAAGUCACUGCGACUUGAAAAUCUUUCUGGCAUCACCGCUAAUGGACUGUCGGCUUAUGCAUGUUCGCCUGGUAGUAAUACCUUGACAUCACUCUCAUUGAUAUCUCUUCCAGAUGUCUCACUUCCCGUGCUCGCACGAUUGUUCUCAUAUCUCAAAAGCAUGACACGUUUCACUCUUUCACAAGCUUCAUCACCUGGUCUGCCGGUUGGUACCGACAUCUACCUGCAUCCAUAUCUCGCAUCCCCAAGUCUCGAAUACCUACAUUGGGAGAUUACAAAUCCAAGCGAUGAGGAAGCCACGGAUAUUCUCGCGAAGUCGAUCCUGUAUUCCGGGUUUCCAUCCCUACGAACCAUCCGUGCACCCACAGAUUCCGAGGGGACAUUACAGAAGCUCUGCAAACCAAGAGAGAAGAUCGAGCUUCCUGGCGAUCGACAUCGUGACAAAGGCGGCAGCAGCGCGGCGCCUAGCCACGUCUUGUCAAGUUCCAGCCUACCUUCCCCUACCUGGUCAACGUUCUCUCUCGGCCACAACUACUCCGGCUCCAGCUUCCUCAAAUCCCCGACCCGCUCCACCUUCUCCCUGAAAAUGGACUCACCAAUAUGCAACGACCGUUCCGCCGAACCAGGGACCAGUCUCCUGGCCGCGCGCCGCACCGCCCAGCAGCGCAUCGACGCCGCGCAGACAACACCCCAGUUCCACAUCAUCAUCUGGAACGAGUGGGGGCUGCUCGUGGAGCGCCAGACAGCCGGCGGCUUCAUAGGCAUGGUCCAGAGCCGCAUCACCUACAGCCUGAAGCCGGAUAUCGAUGGCGCGGACCAGGCGCUGGUGACGGUGGAUGGCCCGGGUGGGUUGCUGGACGGCGCGGCGGAGACACACUCCCGUGAUGGAUGCACGGGAGGCUGGAACCGUGGCCGGUCGGGCAAGAGCGGGAGUUCGAAGGAGAAGUGGUCCCAUACGGAGCGUGGAAGGUGGAGGGAGAUUGCGCUGGAGAAAUUCUUUUAGUGGGCAAGGAGGGGGGAGAAUCCGUGUAUAUAUAAAAUACUUUUUCGUGAUGUAGUUGGAUAUCUGGAUGUAUUAUAGCACUUUUAGUACUCAAACGAGGGAUAUGGCGAUAGGCUUGCAAAUGCUAAAUGUGAACUGUCGUCCUGCUGCUGAAUUU
Messenger RNA from Amorphotheca resinae ATCC 22711, 2788 nucleotides. RefSeq lists its product as hypothetical. Lineage: Eukaryota; Fungi; Ascomycota; Leotiomycetes; Helotiales; Amorphothecaceae. The record is from RefSeq and is a predicted model, not a curated record. The transcript has a single exon. Bases 457 to 2631 code for a protein of 724 amino acids.